AUGACGCUGUCGAGGCCAGAGGGCAGGCUGGAGCUGGGAGACCAGGGACCAGAGCUGGGGGGCCAGAGGGGAGGCUGGAGCUGGGAGACCAGGGACCAGAGCUGGGGGGCCAGAGGGGAGGCUGGAGCUGGGAGACCAGGGACCAGAGCUGGGAGGCCAGAGGGCAGAGGGGAGGCUGGAGCUGGGAGACCAGGGACCAGAGCUGGGAGGCCAGGGACCAGAGCUGGGGGCCAGAGGGGAGAGGGGAGGCUGGAGCUGGGAGACCAGGGACCAGAGCUGGGAGGCCAGAGGGGAGGCUGGAGCUGGGAGACCAGGGACCAGAGCUGGGGGCCAGAGGGAGGCUGGAGCUGGGAGACCAGGGACCAGAGCUGGGGGGGCCAGAGGGGAGGCUGGAGCUGGGAGACCAGGGACCAGAGCUGGGGGCCAGAGGGCAGAGGGGAGGCUGGAGCUGGGAGACCAGGGACCAGAGCUGGGGGGCCAGAGGGGAGAGGGGAGGCUGGAGCCGGGAGACCAGGGACCAGAGCUGGGGGGCCAGAGGGGAGGCUGGAGCUGGGAGACCAGGGACCAGAGCUGGGGGGCCAGAGGGCAGAGGGGAGGCUGGAGCUGGGAGACCAGGGACCAGAGCUGGGGGCCAGAGGGGAGGCUGGAGCUGGGAGACCAGGGACCAGAGCUGGGGGGCCAGAGGGGAGAGGGGAGGCUGGAGCCGGGAGACCAGGGACCAGAGCUGGGGGCCAGAGGGGAGGCUGGAGCUGGGAGACCAGGGACCAGAGCUGGGGGCCAGAGGGGAGGCUGGAGCCGGGAGACCAGGGACCAGAGCUGGGGGGCCAGAGGGCAGGCUGGAGCUGGGAGACCAGGGACCAGAGCUGGGGGGGCCAGAGGGGAGGCUGGAGCUGGGAGACCAGGGACCAGAGCUGGGGGCCAGAGGGGAGAGGGGAGGCUGGAGCCGGGAGACCAGGGACCAGAGCUGGGGGCCAGAGGGGAGAGGGGAGGCUGGAGCCGGGAGACCAGGGACCAGAGCUGGGGGGCAGAGGGGAGGCUGGAGCUGGGAGACCAGGGACCAGAGCUGGGGGGCCAGAGGGGAGGCUGGAGCUGGGAGACCAGGGACCAGAGCUGGGGGGCCAGAGGGCAGAGGGGAGGCUGGAGCUGGGAGACCAGGGACCAGAGCUGGGGGGCCAGAGGGCAGAGGGGAGGCUGGAGCUGGGAGACCAGGGACCAGAGCUGGGGGGCCAGAUGGCAGGCUGGAGCUGGGAGACCAGGGACCAGAGCUGGGGGGCCAGAUGGCAGGCUGGAGCUGGGAGACCAGGGACCAGAGCUGGGGGGCCAGAGGGGAGGCUGGAGCUGGGAGACCAGGGACCAGAGCUGGGGGGCCAGAGGGCAGAGGGGAGGCUGGAGCUGGGAGACCAGGGACCAGAGCUGGGGGGCCAGAGGGCAGAGGGCAGGCUGGAGCUGGGAGACCAGGGACCAGAGCUGGGCCAAUCUACUGAUGCUAGUGCCCCUGAUUAA
This is a messenger RNA of Coregonus clupeaformis (lake whitefish), 1503 nucleotides long. Its product is annotated as spidroin-1-like. Lineage: Eukaryota; Metazoa; Chordata; Actinopteri; Salmoniformes; Salmonidae. The coding region runs from base 1 to 1503 and encodes 500 amino acids. The record is from RefSeq and is a predicted model, not a curated record. The transcript is spliced from 2 exons.